UUCUCUCUCCCUCUCUCUCUCUCUCUCUCUCUCUCUCUCUCUCUCGCCCUCUUUCUUUCUUUUCCUUUCACAAAACUCAUACAACACGUACCCACAAAACGCGCUCUACGCCAAACCAAAUAUAACCCCAUAUAAGGGAGAGAAAUAGAGAGACUCAGGAAAACUCACAAAUUAAGCAAACAGAAAGAGAGGAAGGGAAUUCAAUUUCCAAUUUCUUCUUCGUCUUCUUCUUCUUUCUUGUUCUCUGAAUCUCAUAUUCAAUUGAAUGGUGGUAAAGGGUAUAAGUAUUUCAAUGGAUGAAUCAUCAGUAGCUAUAUCUCGAUGUAAAACCCAUCUUCAUCUCCAGAAGAAGAAAAAGAAGCAGAAGGACUUCACGGACUCCGACAUGGAGGCCGCGGCUCAGCAGCUGAUACAACUUAGCGACGAAGAUAACAACAACAACAACAACAACAGCAACAGCGGAAGGAAUUAUAACAAGGUGGAUGAUAAUGGUUAUGGUGAUGAAGAGGUUGAUCAGAGAGUAGCGAAGGAGAAUGGCAAUUAUGUAAUUAAUAGUGGUGAAGAGAAUAGUAGUAGUAAUAAUAAUAUAAUGGAAGAGAUAUUUGGGAAAGAAGAGGUUUUGGUAUUUCCAGCUGCUAAUAGGAAAAGGAGGUAUCGUUCUCUUGCUGAUAUCUAUAUGGAGACCAAACCUGUUGUUUAUCAUCUUCUAUGUGGGACUACUGCCAAGAAGCUCAGAUUUAGAGAUGAAAAAAAGGUUCAGUUUAUUUGAUUAACUCUAAUAUGGGGGCUUUUUCUAAGGUAGGAGUUUCUAAUCUUUAAUAAUUUAGCGAAAAUUGUUAAAUAUUAUGUUCAAGAGGGGUUUCCUGUGACUUUUACUUCCCCCAGAGACCGUGUUUUCUUUUGCUUUCUCUUUUUUCAAUUUUUACCCUUUUUUUUUUUUAUUUUUUGAACGAGAGCUUGUUUGUUGCAUGAAAGGGAAAUUAAUUAAUGAAUCAUCAGAUUUCUCUC
Ziziphus jujuba (common jujube) is the source of this 1008-nucleotide messenger RNA. RefSeq lists its product as uncharacterized. The transcript has a single exon. Bases 266 to 769 code for a protein of 167 amino acids. The record is from RefSeq and is a predicted model, not a curated record. Lineage: Eukaryota; Viridiplantae; Streptophyta; Magnoliopsida; Rosales; Rhamnaceae.